Molecule: messenger RNA, 984 nt
Organism: Schizophyllum commune H4-8
Lineage: Eukaryota; Fungi; Basidiomycota; Agaricomycetes; Agaricales; Schizophyllaceae
Exons: 2
Coding region: 32-973 (313 amino acids)
Source: RefSeq, a predicted model, not a curated record
GAUCCCCAAGACCUCCCAGGUCGCGCGCGCGAUGCCGGACACGGUCUUCAGCAAGGGCUGCCAGUCGCUGUGGGGCCGCAAGACCAACGCGUUCCACUUCGCGGACGACUUGUGGACGCCGAGUGCGCAUGGACCGGUGCCGGAGGCGAGGAUUACGGAGAUUGUGGAACCCAGCGAGGCGCUGCCGGUGCUGAAUGGGAGGGUGGACCCGAAUGCGGUGAUCAGGGAGGAGGUGGAGGCCGGCCGGCUGUCGUUCGUGAACCCCGAGGACGAGCAGGUUCCUCCCAGCGCGGACGCGUUUGACGGCGGAGGUGGUGGGUGGGGCGCCCCGGGCGGCGACACGAGCGGUGGCUGGGGCGAGGGCGAGGGCGCGAGCGGCUGGGGCGGCGCCGGCGCGUGGGACGACGAGGACGUGCCGAUGGCCGACAUCCCCCUCGCGCCCCCCGCGCACGAGGCCCUCCUCGCCCUCCCCGGCCUCGCCCCCCUCCGCACCACGCACACGUGGGGCAUCGUCGAGCACUCCAUGCGCCGCGUCAAGGGCGUCUUCGCGCCCUCCCCUCCCCAAGCCGGCCAGCCCGACGUCGAGCCCGCGCGCGCGGUGGAGAACGCGCUCGGCGGGAUUUUCGCGCGCGUCGUGCUCGAGCCGUGGCCCGACUUUCACGAGGGGGUGGAUCUGGAGCUGAAUCGGCCGAGUAUAUUGGAGGCGUCGAGGGGGCCGGUGGUGGAGGAGGGCGGGGAUGGGAAGGGGCACGAUCCACUGAAGAAGGAGAUUUCGGUGCUGGUGGAUGUGGAUAUGAAGGAUAAGAUCGAGGUGGGGAUGGGGGUGGCGGGGACGUGGGUGCAGGUGGUGCGCGAUGUGAAGGAGGGGACGGAGCCGCAGGAGACGGGCGGGAAGAAAAAGAAAACGAAGAAGGCUGACUACUGGUAUAUGGACGACCUGGUCAUGACCAUCCCCAGCUUCUACACUGGCUAACCGCUCGCUGG